AAAAUGCAUUUUUGGCCUUGAGUGACAAUGGCUUUUUUCAAUUUGAAUACUUCCAUUUGAACGGGUUAGCAACAUGUACAGAAAUAGGCAACCGGAUCCUUUACAUAAUUAUGAAAUCAGUUCGUAAACAAACAAAAGUCUGUGAUGAACAUUUCACCAAGCAUACUCUUAAUUAUUUAAUGAAAAUAGUUUGAAAUAUUCCAGUAUGUGCAUCAGCAUUAGAUAAUGUCAAUUAAGAAUGAAUUGUUAAAAUUGGAGGUGAGUUUUAUCAUUGAAUAGCUUUUUCUGGAGUCCUUAAGCAUGGCAAGGAUACCAGUAAUGAGUGUAUCAGCAUCCAUUAAUGAUCCUGUUGCUGUUAUGAAUACUUACUGCUCAUAUGUAUCAAUGUUCAUAGAUCCUGUUGCAAAGGAGGAAAGUAAAUUGAAAGCUUUGCCAGAAUUGAGUGGAGAGCUUGAAACUAUUAUUAGUGAUCCACAAUAUCCUUCAUUUUUGGAUCAGGCUAUAAAAAUUUUCAUCAGAAUUUUAGGAGAUGAAGAACCACAGUUCAUUGCUGAAAAAACCACCCAUGUAUGUAUUUUCAUGUCAUGCCAAUGGAUCAUUUUGUAUAUUUUAAUUUGCAAAAUGAGGAAAACAUUAGUAGUUUUUAGAAUAAUCAUAGAAUUUCAUAAGGCCACCAUGCAGUGUGGAGGAGCAAUCCAUCUUUCAACAAAGAUGUUGAACAUGUUGACUUUAUGCAUGCAUAGAUAAAAACAUUAUCUUUUCUGGCUUACCUAGUUAGAAUAUAUGAAAAUGUUGUGAAUGAAUAUUCCUCGCAGUUUGCUAAAGGAAUGAUAGGAUUGUUGUGUCUAUGUCCGCAAGAAGUGGCCCACUUGCACAAAGAAUUGCUUGUAGCAGCCCGUCAUAUUUUAGCCACAGAGCUAAGA
This is a messenger RNA of Parasteatoda tepidariorum (common house spider), 923 nucleotides long. The record is from RefSeq and is a predicted model, not a curated record. NCBI's taxonomy places the organism in Eukaryota, Metazoa, Arthropoda, Arachnida, Araneae, Theridiidae.